UCAUGGCCUUGUAGCUUCUCCUCUCCAGGGAGAUGGAUGACGUUUCGGAGAGGCAAAUGCAACGUCGCGGCCAUGGCUAUGAAUUCCGUGCUUCCGAAGCUGCCAACACUUUGUCAGGAGAUGCGUACACCAGCGGGCAGGAUCACCUGCUGCCGAUAGCCAACGUGGGGCGGAUCAUGAAGAAGGCGCUGCCGCCGAACGCCAAGAUCUCGAAACAAGCCAAGGAGACAAUGCAGGAGUGUGCUUCCGAGUUCAUCGGCUUCAUCACGGGGGAAGCUGCCGACAGCUGCCAGAAGAACAACCGCAAGACCAUCAACGGCGACGACAUCUGCGCCGCCAUGAAGACGCUUGGCCUUGACGACUACGCUGAUGCCAUGAGAAGAUACUUGCACAGGUACAAGGAGCACGAAGAGAAGGCAACCUCUAGGGAUCACAACAGGAUUGCUUGCAUCGAUGUUGUCGAUGAAUUGUCGGUCUCCAAGACCAGCUCAUCGAGAAGGCAUCUGUUUCCUACCAAUCCUUCGGUAGGUUGAUGGAUAAUGGCAUGAUGUACAUCUACAACUGUCGAAUGAUACGCAACGUUUCCAAUUUGAUUUUGUGCAUUGCCAAUUGAUCUUAGAAUGGCAUGAUUUAGGCAUUUGAACACAGAAAAUUGGCAAUUUUUCUCUACGAUUGCUGUAGAUAUUAUGCAUAUGAUCUGAUCUUCUUGUUCUUGUGUGGAGAUCAAGAAGCCAUAGAAGGGCUGCUGCAUUUGAACAUCAAAGCACUUGGAAAUUUCUUGACU
Messenger RNA from Musa acuminata AAA Group (dessert banana), 784 nucleotides. RefSeq names its product nuclear transcription factor Y subunit B-4. Gene Ontology annotation, cellular component: CCAAT-binding factor complex. Gene Ontology annotation, molecular function: DNA-binding transcription activator activity, RNA polymerase II-specific; RNA polymerase II cis-regulatory region sequence-specific DNA binding; protein heterodimerization activity. The transcript has a single exon. The record is from RefSeq and is a predicted model, not a curated record. NCBI's taxonomy places the organism in Eukaryota, Viridiplantae, Streptophyta, Magnoliopsida, Zingiberales, Musaceae. Gene Ontology annotation, biological process: regulation of transcription by RNA polymerase II. The coding region runs from base 33 to 533 and encodes 166 amino acids.